AAGAUAUGGUCAGAUAGGGUGGUUGGGAUUGGUUAGGAUCAUUAAUGGUGCAAAGUACUAUUGACUUUAUUAGCAUUGAAAAGAAAGAUUUAACAUUCACCCGUAACAAUGAAUUCCCUUACGUCCGAAUCUUUAUCAGAUAAAGAGAAAAGUGAUCUUAUUCAACAAAUUAAGCAAGAAGUUGCUAUUGCAAAUACACAUGAGUUACUCUCGAAAAUGACAGAGAAAUGCUUCAAAAAGUGUAUAGUCAAACCUGGUACCUCGCUGGAUAGUUCCGAACAGAAAUGUGUAGCAAUGUGUAUGGACCGAUAUAUGGAAAGUUAUAAUCUUGUAUUAAAAACAUACAGUGCUCGAGUACAAAGAGAAUUUAAUAAAAUGUAACAGUGGAAAUUCUUAAAUAAAUUGUUUUUUGUUGUA
Messenger RNA from Osmia bicornis bicornis, 417 nucleotides. RefSeq names its product mitochondrial import inner membrane translocase subunit Tim13. The transcript has 3 exons. The record is from RefSeq and is a predicted model, not a curated record. Bases 109 to 381 code for a protein of 90 amino acids. NCBI's taxonomy places the organism in Eukaryota, Metazoa, Arthropoda, Insecta, Hymenoptera, Megachilidae.